AUGACAAGUUUCCAGAAGGAUGAAGAUGAAGAAUCUAUUAAUACAGAAUUUCAUAGUCUAAGUGAUCUUUUGAUUACUGAUGUGGAAAAUAUAGAUUCAGAAAGUUUAUUUAGUCUUCCACCACAUCAUAGAUGUGCGAGUCAUACACUGAAUCUUAUAGCAGUGAAAGAUUCUGAUAAAGCACUAGACAGUGAUGCUGUAUACAAGAAGAAAUAUAGAAUGACAUUCGCAAAACUAAUAAAACUUUGGAAUAAGCAAAAUCAGUCGACACAAACAGCUGAUAAAAUAAAGGAAAAUUUGGGUGUCUAUUUAAAAACUCCUGUAAUUACCAGAUGGAACUCUACUUUUGAUUCAGUACUACAACUAGUAAAACUUUUGAAAAAUGAUUCCGAAAAAAUUAAUCAGUGUCUGGAUUAUUGCAAUUUGCAAAGGCUAACAGAAAAAGAAAUUAAAUUCCUGGAAGAAUAUUGUCAGAUUAUGGAACCUUUGGCCCGAGCCUUGGAUAUAAUACAGGGAGAAAUGGGGAUGUAUAUGGGAUUUUUACUACCAGUUCUGAAAACUUUACAAGAAAAAAUGGUAAAAUUCAACAAAAACGGAUUUACCCAUUGUCAAGCGCUUAUUACGGCUAUUCAAGAAGGUUUAAAUAAAAGAUUCUCGACAUUAUUUGAGGAUAAGAACUUAAUCAUCGCAAGUUCUUUGCAUCCGAAAUUCAAGUUAAAUUGGAUAGACGGACAAAAAAAGGAACAAGCUAAAACUUAUUUAGAAGAAUUAUUUGGUAUUAAAUCUACUGAAAAUUCCCCAGCUAGUGAAAAAUCCAUCGACGAUGACGAUUUUUUUCAUUUUAACCACCAAACAAAAGAAAUCGAAUCUUUACAAGAAGAAUUGUAUCGUUUUUUGAAGUCCAAUAAUUCUAACGUUAACAUGUUAAACGAGUAUCAUAGAAUAAAAAAAUUCUUUAUUAAAUAUAACACAGCACUCCCAAGUAGUGCUUCUGUUGAACGAAUGUUCAGCAUUGGUGGUUCCGUGGCGUACUACGACGCCUAUUCCUGUAAAAUAGUUCGCAAAUACAUUGCCCGCAAACCACGCAAACUUCACGUCGUCGCGGUGCUGAUAGUCACUAAUAGUGAUUCGACGUCCGACAUUAGUAACAUGAGCAAAACAACAAAUCAAGAUGAGACCCAUAUGACAACGUCUGAAUUAAUUCAAGCUCAUGGUUAUAUAGCUGAGACUCACCAGAUUUGCACGGAAGAUGGUUAUUAUUUAACAGUGCAUCGUGUACUUCCUAACGAUCGAGUACCAUCAAUGUCAAUAAAUACUGACAUCAUAAAUAUCGAUGCAGCUGUUAUAGAGAGUGAAAAUCAUAAUUUGUCAGUAUCUGCUGAAAGUUAUCAACUCUUGGAAACUUCCGGAUGUUAUAUCAGUUCCUCUAGAUUGCCAGUUAUAAUAAGUCAUGGACUUAUAUCUAGUUCUGCGGAUUGGGUGCUCCUGGGACCACACAAGGCUCUCGCAUAUGUUCUUUGCGACAAUGGAUACGAUGUUUGGCUUGCAAACGCUCGUGGAAACACUUACUCCAAAUCUCAUAAACAUUAUUCAAUCAAAGAUAAAGAGUUUUGGAACUUCAGUUGGCAUGAGAUUGGAUAUUAUGAUUUACCAGCAACAAUAGAUUACAUCUUAGAAAACACUGGUUGUUCCAACUUGUAUUAUAUCGGUUACAGUCAAGGUGCAACUUCGUUCUAUGUUAUGGGGAGUGAAAGACCUGAAUAUAAUGCCAAGAUCAAAGGAAUGAUAAGUUUGGCACCUGCAGUAUUUUUAGGGAAUCAAAAAAGUUCAUGUUUGAAGCUUCUUGCACAUCUUCACAGUAUAUGGGAGUGGGGAUCUUACGUUUGCAACAUAUAUCAAUGGUUACCUCGUAAUAACUGGCAAAGUUGUAUAUUGAAGACCUUUUUAAGCAACGCUCCUCACCCGAUGACGAAGGGUUUCUGUAAUUGUUGGUUUUAUCUAUUCGGUACCGAACAACUCGAUAAAUCUAUGUUACCUUUAAUAUUUGGACACUCCCCAGCAGGUUCUUCGGUCAAACAAUUCAUUCACUUUAGCCAGUUAAUAACCACCGGAUCUUUUCGGAAAUUUGAUUAUGGUACUAAAAUAAACUUGACUCUCUAUGGAUCUACACAACCACCUAAAUAUACUCUUGAAAGAGUAAAAGUACCUGUAGUGAUCUUUUACAGCGAAAAUGACUUUAUUAAUCAUCGUACUAAUGUCCAAAAACUGGCAGAAAAUUUACCAAAUGUUAUACAAACUGAAAAAAUAGCAUACGAAAAAUUCAAUCAUAUCGAUUAUCUCUGGGGCCGCGAUGCAAGAACAAUCUUGUAUAACAAUAUCGUGACUGUAAUGAAGAAAUUUUGACGUAUCGAGAUUGUAAACAAUUGUUAAUUUUGUACUUACAUAUACAGGGUGUCUCAGAAAGACCGGAAAGUAUUACAUGAACAGGU
Molecule: messenger RNA, 2489 nt
Organism: Cyphomyrmex costatus
Lineage: Eukaryota; Metazoa; Arthropoda; Insecta; Hymenoptera; Formicidae
Exons: 12
Coding region: 1-2403 (800 amino acids)
Biological process (GO): lipid metabolic process
Source: RefSeq, a predicted model, not a curated record